AUGGGCAAAGGCACGGACAAGCUAUACAUCACGCACAGCGAAUGGUCGUCUUCUGAUGCUUAUUCGGCCAGUGUCGGCGCAGGAGCUGGGGCGCGCGCUCAGAGAGCUGGAGCGAACUUCAGGCGCCUUCCCUUCAACUUCUGCGCCGCAAGCCUCCAGCCGUUCAAGAAUCCCGUUUGCACACCCGAGGGCACAAUAUUCGAUGUCGAGAUCAUCGGCUCAUGGCUCGACAAGAACGACACGAACCCCGUGAAUGGACAGCCACUCAAUCCCAAGGACCUGAUCAGGCUCAACUUUGCACGCAACGCCGAUGCCGAAGCGGAUUCCAACGCAGGCCCCACGGAUGGGAAGGGGGACAUGAUAGACCCAGUGACCUUCAAAGUGUUCACCGACAACACGCAUAUCGUCGCGAUACGGCAUGGCACAUACGCAAAUGUUUUCGCUUGGGAGACGAUCGAGCAGAUGAACAUCAAACAGAAGAACUGGCACGACCUUGUGGACGACAAAGAAUUCGGCCGAAAAGAUAUCAUUACCCUGCAGGAUCCUCAAAAUGCUGCGUCCAGGAAUCUGAGCGAGUUCCAGUACCUCAAGGAUGGCGGCGAGGCAUUGUUGACGCCUGAACAAAUAGAAGAGAGGAAGCAGGGUAGCGUGAACGUUGAUGCUUUGGGAAGAAUCGGCGACAAGGUGUUGCGGGCAAAGGAGGCGGUCGAGAAGGCAAGACGGGAGAGGGAGACCGGUGGGGACAUCAAUCGCUCUGCCAAAGCCCUACAGAAGCCAUCCUCAGCCACGACGUUUAAGAAGCCCGCCAUACAGGAAAGAAAGUUGGCCCAUAAUGCGGCCACAUACACGACGGGCAGAGCAGCUGCGAGUUUCACAAGCACUGGUCUCACACCGGAGACAAGCGGCGAGAGAGCUAUACUUUCCGACGAGGACUGGAUGUUGAAACCAAAGAAGAUCAAGUUCAAGGGCUAUGCCAGGCUGGAGACCAACAUCGGAGAGGUCGUCAUCGAGCUGCAGACCGAGACCGCGCCAAAGGCUGUAUGGAACUUCGUCAAGCUUGCACAGAAGGGCUACUACCGCGGGGUGCCUUUCCAUCGCAACAUCAAGAACUUCAUGAUCCAAGGCGGCGACCCUACGGGAACUGGGAAGGGAGGGCAAAGCAUUUGGGGAAAGAAUUUCCAAGACGAAUUCGACGGCCCUCUCACGCAUAGUGAGCGUGGGGUUGUCAGCAUGGCGAAUAAGGGCAAGAACACGAACUCCAGCCAGUUCUUCAUCACCUAUAAGCCAGCGAAGCACCUCGACCGGAAACACACAAUCUUCGGCAAGGUCGUGGAUGGCCUGGAUACUCUGAGCAAGAUGGAGGCUGUGCCAGUUGACGAGGGCAGCCGGCCCCUGAAAGAAAUAGUUAUCAAAGACAUUGUCGUGUUCUUGGACCCCUUCGAGGAGUUUCUCAAGGAGAAGGAUCAGACGGAGAAGGCUGAAGCCGCUAAGGCUGAGCUCAAGCGUCAGGGCGGCACUGAUGACGACAAGACCACAUGGACUGGAAAGCGCAUCCGUGGUGACGGCACGGUCGAACAGGCUGGCAGCGGGGUUGGGAAGUAUCUGAAGUCAUCUCGCGCGGACCAAUCCGAAGCUCCGACAGUCGCAGACGACGCGAAUGUUGAUGCAUGGGAACCUUCUAAAAAGAAGGUCAAGACGGGCGGCUUUGGUAACUUUGAUAACUGGUGA
Molecule: messenger RNA, 1728 nt
Organism: Diaporthe citri
Lineage: Eukaryota; Fungi; Ascomycota; Sordariomycetes; Diaporthales; Diaporthaceae
Exons: 1
Coding region: 1-1728 (575 amino acids)
Biological process (GO): protein peptidyl-prolyl isomerization; protein polyubiquitination; protein folding
Cellular component (GO): catalytic step 2 spliceosome
Molecular function (GO): peptidyl-prolyl cis-trans isomerase activity; ubiquitin-ubiquitin ligase activity
Source: RefSeq, a predicted model, not a curated record